This is a messenger RNA of Rhinopithecus roxellana (golden snub-nosed monkey), 1361 nucleotides long. RefSeq names its product baculoviral IAP repeat containing 7 (gene BIRC7). The transcript has 7 exons. Gene Ontology annotation, biological process: regulation of cell cycle; positive regulation of protein ubiquitination; negative regulation of apoptotic process. Gene Ontology annotation, cellular component: cytoplasm; nucleus. Gene Ontology annotation, molecular function: ubiquitin protein ligase activity; cysteine-type endopeptidase inhibitor activity involved in apoptotic process. NCBI's taxonomy places the organism in Eukaryota, Metazoa, Chordata, Mammalia, Primates, Cercopithecidae. The coding region runs from base 208 to 1104 and encodes 298 amino acids. The record is from RefSeq and is a predicted model, not a curated record.
AGAGGCCACCCUGGCCCCUUCCAGAAAGGGGUGGACCCUGGGAUACUCCCCUCCCAGGGUGUCUGGUGGCCGGCCUAUGCCUAUCCCUGCUGUCCCCGGGGUGAGCCCGGGGGUCAGGAGCUCCCGAAGGGCCAGCUGGGCAUAUUCUGGGACUGGCCAUCAGCCCCCAUUUCUGCUGCAGACCUGGUCAGAGCCGGUGUUCCCUCCAUGGGGCCUGAAGACAGUGCCAAGUGCCUGCGCCAUGGACCACAGCUGAGCCGCUGGGUAGCCGGUGACCGUCCCGCGCAGGAGCGCUGUGGACCCCGCUCUCUGGGCAGCCCUGCCCUAGGCCUGGACACUUGCAGAGCCUGGGACCAUGUGGAUGGGCAGAUCCUGGGCCAGCUGCGGCCCCUGGCAGAGGAGGAAGAGGAGGAGGGCGCCGGGGCCACGUCGCCCAGGGGGCCUGCCUUCCCUGGCAUGGGCUCUGAAGAGCUGCGUCUGGCCUCCUUCUAUGACUGGCCGCUGACGGCUGGGGUGCCGCCCGAGCUGCUGGCCGCUGCUGGCUUUUUCCACACAGGCCAGCAGGACAAGGUGAGGUGCUUCUUCUGCUAUGGGGGCCUGCAGAGCUGGAAGCGCGGGGACGACCCCUGGACGGAGCAUGCCAAGUGGUUCCCCAGCUGUCAGUUCCUGCUCCGGUCAAAAGGAAGAGACUUUGUCCACAGUGUGCAGGAGACUCAUUCCCAGCUGCUGGGCUCCUGGGACCCGUGGGAAGAACCGGAAGAUGCAGCCCCUGUGGCCCCCUCCGUCCCUGCCCCUGGGGACCCUGAGCUGCCCACGCCGAGAAGAGAGGUCCAGUCUGAAAGUGCCCAGGAGCCAGGAGGAGCCAGUCCAGCCCAGGCCCAGAGCGGGUGGUGGGUUCUUGAGCCCCCAGGAGCCAGGGAUGCGGAGGAGCAGCUGCGACGGCUGCAGGAGGAGAGGACUUGCAAGGUGUGCCUGGACCGUGCCGUGUCCAUCGUCUUUGUGCCAUGCGGCCACCUGGUCUGUGCUGAGUGUGCCCCCAGCCUGCAGCUGUGCCCCAUCUGCAGAGCCCCCAUCCGCAGCCGUGUGCGCACCUUCCUGUCCUAGGCCAGGUACCGUGGUUGGCCAGGUGGGCUGCAGAGUGGGCUCCCUGCCCCUGCCUGCCUGUCCUGGACUGUGUUCUGGGCCUGCUGAGGACGGCAGAGCUGCUGUCCAUCCAGCACCCACGAACCCUGACUCCCUGACCACCGUCCAGGGAGGAGAAGGAAGCCGCUGCUUGGCGUGGGGGAUGCCUUUACUGUACCUGUUUGGAUGCUUCUGAAUAGAAAUAAAGUGGGUUUUCCCUGGAGGUACCCAGCAGCCUG